Trypanosoma conorhini is the source of this 810-nucleotide messenger RNA. Its product is annotated as ribosomal protein L1-like protein. The coding region runs from base 1 to 810 and encodes 269 amino acids. The transcript has a single exon. NCBI's taxonomy places the organism in Eukaryota, Euglenozoa, Kinetoplastea, Trypanosomatida, Trypanosomatidae. The record is from RefSeq and is a predicted model, not a curated record.
AUGGUGGAUACUCCAAGAAGCAAAGAGGCCCUCACGAAGCUCUGCAGCUUCCUCACCAGUGAUCCUGCUCCUACAAGGGAAAAGGAUGUGCUAGGCAACCUCUUCUCGGCGUCGCCUGAAACGGAGUUCCAAAGCGUGGAGCUGGAAGUGGCCUUUCUUCUGUCCCCUGCAGCUCAUCGCGUUCCACUUUACUUCACGCUUCCGCAUGAGGUGCUGCCAGGGACAAUAUGCCUAGUCACCCCUCCACCGCAGCGCAAGUACAAGGACGAGAUUUUGCGCCUGAGUGAGGACGGCAGCGCUGUGGCGCAGCGCGUGAAGAAAGUCAUUGACACAGAAAAACUCGGCACGAAGUUCGUUGACCCCGUUACCGUGAGAGCCCUUGCCAACAGCUUCGACCACUUCGUCCUGAUUGGUGUCAAGAAGUACCCCAUCCAGCUCACGGGAGAGUUUCUCGGUCAUCAAAAACCACCGGUUUGGGUGCCGCGUCGCGGGGGGCUAAGGCGCAAACUACUCAAUGCAGUGAGAACGGUGGUGUUUCAGCGACGCGGGGGCAGCGGCGUAACGUGCCGUUUUGGUCACACGGGUCUUUCGCUGGAGCAACUCCAGGAUAACCUCCAGUCGCUUCUUGCGCAAAUGACUAGCCAUUCUCAGGCAAUAACUCCGCAGGAUAUACUGCAUAUUCGCGUCGCUGGAACAAACGCUGAAGGCCGGCGCGCAGGACUUCCCAUCUUUGUCCACUCGUUCCAGAUUCCACGCAAACUGCCACGGACUCAAAGUGAGGAGCCAAAGGCAAAGAAACCGAAGAAAUGA